AUGUUGGGAGAAGGGCGGGGAAUGGUUAUGUGCAGUGCAGUGCAGUGCAGUGCAUCACCAGCAAUAAGUGAUGGAGGGGAGGGGUCUGCAGCACUCGCUCGCAUGACUGAAAGCUCCCGCAAGUUAACCUCCCCAGCCCAACCCGCCCCACGAGCACUGCCCGCCCCUCGGUGGUUGCUUGCCACUCAGUUGUUGGUUGCACCCAUCAGCUGCAAUCCGACGAAUUCACUGCUUUGCUUGGGUCGUCGUCGUCGUCAUCGUUUUUCCCCGAUAACCUACAGCUACCUAUACCUCCGUGCCAGCUACGAAUGUAUGCGAGCAUGCAUGUGCGUGCAUUCCCCGUACAAAAAGUGCACAGAAAUACAUGUGUCCUGUACUGUACAGACAGCAGCAUGCACUUAA
Brugia malayi is the source of this 402-nucleotide messenger RNA. RefSeq lists its product as uncharacterized. Bases 1 to 402 code for a protein of 133 amino acids. Lineage: Eukaryota; Metazoa; Nematoda; Chromadorea; Rhabditida; Onchocercidae. The record is from RefSeq and is a predicted model, not a curated record. The transcript is spliced from 2 exons.